Plasmodium gonderi is the source of this 6429-nucleotide messenger RNA. RefSeq lists its product as hypothetical. Bases 1 to 6429 code for a protein of 2142 amino acids. The record is from RefSeq and is a predicted model, not a curated record. The transcript has 10 exons. Lineage: Eukaryota; Apicomplexa; Aconoidasida; Haemosporida; Plasmodiidae.
AUGGAAAUAAAACUGAACAUAUUAUUUAAUGAAGUUUUGCUAAUGCGAACGGAUGAACAUGGAAUAGAAAAUCAUGACAAAGUGUUUAUCGACAAAUGGCAAAAUAUUUUAUGUGUGCAAUGCAUGAAUAAAAUAUUUUUUAAGAAAUCUCCUUUAUAUAAAAAAUAUAUGCUAUUUAAAAGCGUGAAUGAAAUAUACUCCAUAAAGAACUGUCAAGACUUUCGAUACCAUUUUUCUUUUUUCCUACUUGAUCACACCUUGUUUUUAUCAAAUACAUUUAGUUAUUUAGAAGGAGCAUCCAAAAGUGGUAAUGAUGCUGUAAAUGGAGUAAAUACAAAGGAUCUUGGAAAAAGUUUUGACAGAGCCUUUGGUUGGAAGAGUUCAAGGUGUCUUGAUAAAAUCAGUGACAUGGACAGUGACACAGAGAACAAUAAAAUUCGUGGUGAAAUCAAUGAUAAAAAGCAUAAGAGGAAUCUUUAUCCGGAUAGUAAAAGAGUGCGUGAUAGGAAACACAGGACGAGUGGAAAUGUGGAGAAACGUGCGAAUAUUAACAUGGAAGAUGAUAAUAAGAAGGAUUGUUAUGCAGAUGCAGUAAACAAUGAAUUAAUUACCUUAGCAACAAAUGCAUGCAAAGAAUUUUUAAGCACUUGUUCUGAAGAUUUGCGUAAUGUUUUUAGAGACGCAAUUUAUACAUGCGUGCUUGUUAGGCUAAAAAAAUUUUCUACUAAUAAGAAAAAGUAUUUUUUCAUUUUUAAAUUAUUAAAAAAUUUAAUGGAUGAUGUAGAAAUUAUACAUAGUACAUUGAAGAAGGAGUCAGCAUUUAUUGAAGAAUUUAUGAAAUUAUUUGUAGAAAAUUAUGCAAUAUCUGAUAAUUUAAAAAAUGGAACAGAAAAAAAAAAUUUAAUUCCAGAUUCGGAUAAAUGUUUAAAUCGGCCAAAGCAAUGCAACAGUAGUAGUAAUGGUGAUUACAACCGUAAUAACUGCAACGAAGUGCUGCUCACACUCCAAAUAAUUUUUAAACUGUGGUGUGACAAUUCGCUAUGGCAAAUUGAUAAAGAAUUGUUGAAGAGUUUUUUUACAAAUCUUAUUAUAAAUUUCAAGUGCACUAGCAAAAACACGCAGCUGUGCAAUUACUACAUUGAAUUUAUUUAUAUAAUUACGAAAAAUUACAAUGACAUAAUAUAUUUUUUUAACACAAUCAUUUUUGGUACACAAAAGGAUGUGCAAAAUCAGUUGGUGAAACACACAGAAAAUAAUCGAAAAGUCCCUCUCGACUCCUCCUCUCCGCAUUGUAGAAAUUUUUCUUUUAACUCCCUCGAACAUUCACACUCAGGCAAACGCAGUAGCAGCGAUCCAUAUAUUAGCAACAACCGAGAUAGCCAGAGAAGCAGCAACAUUAGCGGAGGCAAUAGCAGACGCAGCAGUGAUAAUAGCAGAAUCGGCACUGGCAAUAGUAGAAUCCGCAGAGGUAAUAGAAGAAGCAGCAGUGGUAAUAGCAGAAGGGGUAGCAAAAAUAGCACACACAAGAAUAACUUCCCUUACAACCAUCUAUUGAGAAAAAAUGACGACAGCUAUGAAGAUUGUGAAACUGACUCACCUGAAUGGAUUCAUAAACGUUGCCAGAAUUAUAAGAAUGAAAAUGAUGUUGAAACGAGUAAAAACGAAAUUACACAAAGUAAUCAAAAGGGUAGGAAUAUUUACCAAUGGAAAAACAGUAAAAAAGAACAUAAUGAAAAUUACGUUAAAGAAACAAAAGUCAAAUUAAAAAAUGUAAAUCUCGUGCAUAUGCAAAAUGAAAAAACUAUUUUAAAUAUAUUUUGCCGUGAAAAUAAAAAUAUCUCAAGUGCAGACAUAUGCAACCAAAUGGAUGAACAUCAUUCCAUAAUAAAUUCAUAUAGCAGUGACACAUUUGAUGUUAUGCCACGAGAAGAAGAACAAAAAAUUAAUGCAUUAUUUACACAGCAAAAGCAGGGAAACAAAUUGUGUUUAAAACUGUUACAACAAAAGAAUACACUAAUAAGAAGAGACACGGACUCAGGGGAAGAUUUGAUAGACAUUAAUGAUUCUGAGAAGUACAGUAAUAAUUACGAAAACAAUACAUCACGCGAUUCGGAUUUUUUUAAAAAUGAACAUAAUUGUGAUAUUGGUUGUGUUUCCCAAGAAACGAUUGGGUGGAAAAAUAAAAAAAUGUCCCCCAAAUUGGAUUAUUACUAUGAUAUAAAUUCCACUACUCAAGGUAUUAAUAGUGCAAGAAUUCUGAAUUAUUGUGGCAGUGGUAGCUCCAGAGCAAAAGGGUUAGAAGCGUUUGCUGCGGGUGAAGAGACAGAAGAGGUAGAUAAGUUUACCUCCGGUGAAGAGAUAGAAGAAGUAGAAAAGUUUACUCCUGGUGAAGAGAUAGAAGAUUUUUCCACGAGUAAAAAGAGUGUAGAAGAAUAUGCAAUGGAUGAAAGACUAGAAUCGUAUAAGGGUGGAUGUUUAAAUGUGUGGGAUCCACUAGAAUCAUUAUGUGUGCAGCACUUUCAUGACGGAGGUGAGAGAAAAGAAGAAAAGGAAGCAAACAAUUACGAAAAUACUGAAGAGAUAAAUGCAGAAGAGGGAAGAAGCAGCCCAAGUAUAUUUUCCAAAACGUCCAAUACAGAUUCUGGUACACAUAACAACAAUGAUGUUAUGCAUGCAGAACAUUGCUACGACACAGAUUCAAUGAAUCGAAGUAACGAUGAUUUGAACAUGCUAAAGGAAACGGGAAAUAUACAGAUUUUCAUUAUUUUAUGUGAUAAUUUACAAGAAACAUUGUUAAACCAUUUUAGUAGAGAUAUACAAAUGAAAUGCCUAGAAAUAUUUUAUAAGUUUUGUAGUGUUGAUAAAAGAAUUGUGAACAUUAUUUUAUCCAAUACGUCACUAAUAGAAUGGGUAUUCGAUUUCUUAUCAAAUACAAAACAUGAAUGUUUAAGGGAAAAGGCAUUAAAAUUUUUAGUUAUUUUUUUUAUUCACAAUUCUCUUUUUUCUCAUACUCAUGCACAUUACAUGAUCGAUGUCUUAAUUGAUAUAAUUUUAAAAUAUGUAAAUAAAAGUAAUAAUUCAUAUAAUCAGAUUAGUAAUGAUUAUUCCAACUUUUUUCACUUUUUAAAAGCUCUAAAUAUGCUGAUAGAUAUAUCCCAUGCAUCUUUAAAAAUAUUUCAUGUUUUUAAAAUCAUCAAUACAAUAACCUUCAUAGUGGUAUCACCUAAUGCAGUUCCUACAAAAGUUAAAGACAUUGUUUCUUUCUUUGAAAAUUUUAUAUUUGAAAAAGAUGAAGGUGCGAAGGAGGAGCAAUAUGUAUCAAUGAAACAAUGUGAAGCGGCUGAAAAUGAUACUAAUAAAAUGUAUACUUUUCAUGAUAACGCAAUAUCAUUGGGUAUUCAUUUAAAAAAAAAACCUUACAUGUCUGAUAGAUUGAAUAAACAGAAAAGUAAGACAACGGAUGGAAUCAUUGAUGAAGGUGAACACCAGAAUCCCUCCCUUGGGGACACAUGCAUUAGGGAAAAAAAUAAUGUAAACGAAAAUUUUCGAAAAAAAUUAGAUGAAGAAAGACCAUGUGAUGAUUUUCUUCUCUGUAAAAAUGGGAGAAACGAAAACAGACAUACAAACGAUAUAAUGGAAAAGGUUUAUAUAACCAAUAUUUCAGCUCUUUUUAAAGUAUUAAAAACAUGCUCAAAAAUGAUUAAAAUGGUAAAUGCAAAUAAGGAAGAUGUAUACGUAGAACUCAUUUUUAAUGAGAAAAAUGAUUAUUUAUGGGAAAUAUCUGUGGUAGUUAUGAAAUUACUAUAUUCUCUAAUUUAUAUUUUAAAUAAAAAUGAAAGGAUUUUAAAUAAUCUUAAAAUUAUAGACGAACAGGAAAAUACAGAAAAUGGAAAUGAGUUGCAAAUCCUAACAUUUGUAAAACUAGUUCUUUAUUUAUUUAUUGAUCUACAUUCUUUUUUUAGAAAAAUUAUGAAAGAGAAUAAUAAUCCUUUCAAAAGUGACACUAUAUAUUUUAUCAAAUUCUUGUACCUUUCUUGUAUAUUUAUCUUUGAAAAUAUAUGUAGAAAAAAAAAGCUUUUUCGAAAUAUAAGCACCAGUCUAUUUUUUUCUUCCUUCUUUACUCCCUUCUUUCAUUUAUUUUCGAAUGUUCUAAGUAAUCUGGAUGACCUUUUGUCUAGAAAUUUGCAAAGAUCAACAGCUGAAUCGACGUACACAAGUGGAAAAAGUAUAGAUGAUGUAGAUGUCAAUGAAAAGGAUGAAACCAUAUUGGAUGAAGAAGGCAAAUCAAUUGUGAUAAACUUUGAAAUGUACCAAAAUAAAAUGAGAAAGGUCUUAAUAAAAAGUAAGCCGUUCACCCUAUUCUUUCAGUAUGUAUCUAGCAAAAAUUAUGACGCCGAAUGCUACAGAAUUCUGCACUUACUAAUCCAUGAAGAAGAUGGAAUGUUAAAGGAAAGAGAAAAUAUGAAAGAGAUUUUGAUCGAAAUAAUAAAUAAACACGACUUUUAUUUUACCAAAGUUUUACUCUUUAACUUUAAUGACAAGGAAGGGGUAAUAGAAACGGUGAUAUAUAUUUUUUACCUGUGUCUAAUUUAUGAUAAAAAAUUUAUUGAAAAGAAAUUAAAUGUCAGUAGGGAGGAUAAUUAUGUGGAAAACCUUUUUUCUUUUAACGAUUAUGAUAUUAAUAUGAAUCCACUCUUUUUAUUUAUGUCUUUAUCCUAUUCUUAUUAUUUUAUAACCAAAGGGAAAAUUGCAUCAGUUUUUAAGUGCAUCAAAAAAGAGAUGCACAAAAUAAAUUUGCAUUUAUGGAUAAAUAUAAAAAAAAUUAAAAAUAUAUACUUCGUUCUUGACUGUAUCUUUUCCUUGAAAAUUAGUAACAGUACAUAUAGCAACUACUUUUCCUUCAUCAUGCAUGUAAUCAAAUUGGAGUUAUCUUUGUACACUUCUAACCAGCCUGAGCAAGUGGAUAACAGGCUCUACUUAUCUAUUUCAAAAAAUGAGGAUUUAGUACAGAAAAUUUUUGAAAACGUCGAAAUGAACAAUAUCCAAAAUAAUCAUGCAAUAUAUGUUUAUUAUUUAAUAGUUAAACUGAGAAAAUAUUCUUCAGAUCAUUACAAAACUAUGAGUUUAUACAAAAUUAUGAACGCCGUUAUUAAACAUAUGCACACAAUUGUAAAAGCAGAAGACGAAAUUAAUGAUAUAUUUUCUUUUUUUUUUAUAUUUUUUGAAAAUCUAGAAGUAUAUACGCAGACAGAUAUUUUUAAUAUAAUUACAGUGUUACAGAAAUUAACACAUUAUAUUAAAACUUCCUUAACAAUAUUUUUUAACAAAAAUGCAAAUGUAAAGGAGAACAUUGAUGAGAUACUUGAUGUUCAUUUAAAAUUUGAAAAUUCUUUUUUUUAUUUUAUUAUAAAUUUAAUUUUAUUUUGUAGAAAAUAUAAACAAAUACAAAAUAUAAAGGUGCUAUCCUCCUCUAUAGCUUUAAUACAAAUGUUGUUAUAUUGCAUACAAUUUUGCAAUUAUUAUUUUAUGAGUUUAUCUUUUUUAAUAUUAUCUUUACUCAUUUUACCCUUACCUGAUAUACCACAAAAAAGUUCCCCAUUACUAAUGAAAGUGUCAACAUCAUUUGAUAAAUAUACUGACGAAAUAAUACCACCCAAUAAUAAAUUUCCUACAUUAACAGAAUGUGAUACUAAUCGAGAAAAAUAUGUUAUUAGACGUAGUUUGUUUUACCCUUUGGUCAACAGUACAAAUAUGAAUCUUAGAAUUUCUUCUUUAUCUCUCCUACUAAGUUUGCUUCUAACAAAUGACGUUGUAUUACUAGAGGACGAGACCCUAGACUUUUUUAUCAUCCUUAUAAAUAGUUCCUAUUUAAAUGAGUGGAACGAAACUGUGAACAAUUUACUAUUCGCAAUACUUAACGUCCUACUACUUUCAUCGAUUUUGAAUUUACAAACAAAGUCAUUUUGCUUUAACUCCAUUUAUUCAUUCCGACCGUUUUUUUUAAGAUUCAUAUUACGGUUAAAUAGGGAUCAGAAAUUUCUCAUUCACAAGUUAUUUUUUCUACUCAUAGUUAUCAAAAUAAAGCCACUGUGGUUCGACCUGAAGCUGUACAGUGAAAAGAUUUUGAAGAUCAUACUGAAUAUUGUAACAAAAAAGGACCUCGACCUCGCGACAUUUCAUUGCAUAUCCUCCCUUGCAUACGAAGCAUUCCUUAUAAAUAGAGAUGGAACAAUGGGCUCAUACGAAACCGCUAAUAAAAAUGUUAUUGACAAUUUGGAAGAUUACUUAGAAACAUAUAAAAAAAAUAUAAAAGACAACGAUAAGGAUAUUCACUACAUGUCAUCUUUCAGCAAAUUUAAAUGUAAACAUAUUGAUGAGGAUGUAGUUUUGGCUAUUUUAAAUGCGACAAGAUUGUUAUUGUAUAGAUAA